Messenger RNA from Merops nubicus (carmine bee-eater), 1900 nucleotides. RefSeq names its product FERM domain containing 4A (gene FRMD4A). Gene Ontology annotation, biological process: establishment of epithelial cell polarity. Gene Ontology annotation, cellular component: bicellular tight junction; adherens junction. NCBI's taxonomy places the organism in Eukaryota, Metazoa, Chordata, Aves, Coraciiformes, Meropidae. The record is from RefSeq and is a predicted model, not a curated record. The annotation marks the transcript as partial. The transcript has 8 exons.
GUUCCCAAGAGUCAGAUAGUUCUCAGUCUGCCAAGAAAGACAUGCUGGCUGCACUGAAGUCCAGGCAGGAGGCUUUGGAGGAGACCCUGCGCCAGCGCCUGGAGGAGCUGAAGAAGCUGUGUCUCCGAGAAGCGGAGCUCACAGGAAAGCUGCCACGAGAAUACCCCCUAGAUCCCGGGGAGGAGCCACCUAUUGUAAGGAGAAGAAUAGGAACUGCCUUUAAACUGGAUGAGCAGAAAAUCCUGCCUAAGGGAGAGGAGGCAGAGCUGGAGCGCCUGGAGAGGGAGUUUGCCAUCCAGUCCCAGAUCACGGAGGCUGCCCGGCGCCUGGCGAGCGACCCGAACGUCAGCAAAAAGCUGAAGAAACAGAGGAAGACGUCCUACCUGAACGCCCUGAAGAAGCUGCAGGAGAUCGAGAAUGCCAUCAAUGAGUAUCGCAUCAAGUCUGGGAAGAAGCCAACCCAGAGGGCCUCCCUGAUCAUAGAUGAAGGAAACAUUGCCAGUGAAGACAGCUCCCUGUCAGAUGCCCUCGUUCUUGAGGAUGAGGAUUCUCAGGUCACCAGCACAAUAUCCCCUCUCCAGUCCCCACACAAAGGACUCCCUCCCCGGCCACCCUUGCACAACAGGCCCCCUCCUCCGCAGUCUCUGGAAGGCCUCCGCCAAAUGCAUUACCACCGCAACGACUAUGACAAGUCCCCCAUCAAGCCCAAGAUGUGGAGCGAGUCAUCCUUGGACGAACCCUAUGAGAAGGUCAAGAAACGCUCCUCACACAGUCAUUCCAGCAGCCACAAGCGGUUCCCCAGCAGCGGGAGCUGCGCGGAGGCGGGCGGGAGCUCGCUGCAGAACAGCCCCAUCCGGAGCCUGCCCCACUGGAACUCCCAGUCCAGCAUGCCCUCGACGCCGGACCUGCGGGUGCGCAGCCCCCACUACGUCCACUCCACGCGGUCAGUAGACAUCAGCCCAACCAGACUGCACAGCUUAGCUCAGCACUUUAGACACCGGAGCUCCAGUUUGGAGUCGCAAGGCAAGCUCCUCGGCUCAGAAAAUGAGACAGGGAGCCCUGACUUCUACACCCCAAGGACUCGUAGCAGUAACGGCUCUGACCCCAUGGACGACUGCUCUUCCUGCACCAGCCAUUCCAGCUCUGAGCACUACUACCCCGCUCAGAUGAACCCCAACUACUCCACCCUGGCAGAGGAUUCCCCGUCGAAAGCCAGAGAGCGGCAGAGGCAGAGGCACAAAUCGGCAGGCAACCUGGUCUCUUCCAAUUCAGGGAGCAUGCCCAACCUGGCUGCGAGGAACGGGACGGGGCAUCACCGCGUGUACCUGCACAGCCAGAGCCAGCCCUCCUCCCAGUACAGGAUCAAAGAGUACCCCCUGUACAUCGAGGGCAGCUCCACGCCCGUGGUGGUGCGGAGCCUGGAGAACGACCAGGAGGGACACUACAGCGUGAAAGCACAAUUCAAAACCUCCAACUCCUACACGGCGGGGGGGAUGUUUAAGGAGAACUGGCACGGGGAUGAAGCGGACUCCGUCAGGCUGACCCCGUCCCGCUCCCAAAUCAUACGGACUCCGUCUCUGGGCAGGGAGGGCCACGAGAAGGGCUCGGGCAGGACUGCCGUGUCGGACGAGCUGCGGCUCUGGUACCAGCGCUCCACGGCCUCGCACAAGGAGCACAGCCGCCUCUCGCACACCAGCUCCACCUCCUCGGACAGCAGCUCCCAGUACAGCACCUCCUCGCAGAGCACCUUCGUGGCGCACAGCCGGGUCACGAGGAUGCCGCAGAUGUGCAAAGCGACGUCAGCUGCCUUACCUCACAGCCAGAGGAGUUCGACGCCAUCGAGUGAGCUGGCAGCCACGCCGCCGGGCAGCCCCCACCACCUCCUCGCCUGGCAGGCUGG